This is a messenger RNA of Hyaloscypha bicolor E, 2778 nucleotides long. Its product is annotated as WD40 repeat-like protein. Gene Ontology annotation, biological process: maturation of SSU-rRNA from tricistronic rRNA transcript (SSU-rRNA, 5.8S rRNA, LSU-rRNA). Gene Ontology annotation, cellular component: small-subunit processome; 90S preribosome; t-UTP complex. The transcript is spliced from 2 exons. The record is from RefSeq and is a predicted model, not a curated record. Gene Ontology annotation, molecular function: protein binding; RNA binding. Bases 1 to 2778 code for a protein of 925 amino acids. Lineage: Eukaryota; Fungi; Ascomycota; Leotiomycetes; Helotiales; Hyaloscyphaceae.
AUGGACAUCCACCGCUGUCGAUUCGUGCCCUUUCCGCCUUCGACAAUCAAUGCCUUGGCAUUUUCGCACUCGCACAUCUCCAAGGACCAAAAAGCUGCGCCUCCGAGGCUUGCAGUUGGGCGCGCAAACGGCGAUAUCGAAUUAUGGAAUCCGCAGGGUGGAGCAUGGCUGCAGGAGACAAUAAUCCGAGGAGGCAAAGAUCGGAGUAUUGAUGGGCUUGUGUGGACUCAGGAUCCGACUGAGGAGGUCGAUGGCAAGAUAUUCAUUGGGAAAUCGAGGCUUUUCAGCAUUGGGUACACUACAACUGUCACGGAGUGGGAUUUUGCAAAAGGUCGACCUCUGCGACAGGCAAGCGGAAACCAUGGCGAGAUAUGGUGCAUUGCUGCUCAGCCACCUAUUUCGAAGAGCGAGAAGGGUGCGGAUCCAGGCCAAUGGGUAGGGCAACGCUUGAUUGCAGGUUGUACUGAUGGCGCAUUGGUGUUAUACUCGACGGAGGACGAAGACCUUCAAUUACAACGGGUUCUUGUCCGACCUUCAGCGAAAAAGGCCAAGGUCAUAAGCGUUGUCUUCCAGAAUCGAAAUAUUGUUGUCGCAGGGUGUACGGAUAGCACAAUUCGAAUAUAUGACAUCAGAAAUGGGUCAACGGUGAGGAAUAUGACACUGGGAUCUGGACCGAAAGGAGGGCCGAAAGAGAUCAUUGUCUGGUCUGUGAAGGCUCUGCGGGAUGGUACGAUUGUCUCUGGCGACUCAACUGGGGAGAUCAAGAUAUGGGAUGGGAAGCUGUACACGUUGAGACAGAGGAUAAAGUCACAUCAACAGGAUGUAUUGAGUUUAGCCACGAAUUUUGACGGGUCAGCGAUAUUUAGCGGAGGUAUGGACAGGAGGACUGUGGUAUACAAGCCAGCAGGCAAAGGAAAAGGUCGAUGGGCAGAGGUUGCGCAUCGAAGAUUUCACACUCAUGAUGUGAAAACUAUGGCGAGCUUCGAGGGAGGUGGGUUGAGUGUCAUAGUAUCUGGAGGUCCCGAUGCUGCACCCACUGUGGUACCACUAGGACAAUACGGAUUUGAAAACCAGCGUUCAUUGCCAUUCCUUCCACAGGAUACUUUGAUCCGCAGUGCUCCCAAGCAUGGAUUGAUGAUGAAUUGGUGGGAUCGAGAAAUACAUAUCUGGCACAUCAGAAAAGAUCCCGACUGCACCGACAACGACGAGGAUAUCGAGAAUAAACCACCCCAAGGACGAAAACUAGUCGCCAAGAUCCUCAUCAAAGGCGAAGCAAACAUCACAUCUGCAGCAUUGAACUCGGAAGGAAGUCUCCUCGCCGUAUCCACAAACUCAGAAAUCAAACUCUUCCAACUGCGACCAAAAGUAGAAGAAGACAUCCUACGAGUCUCCAAACUCCCAGGCCCAAGCACCUGCUGCUCAGGCGCACGACUCAUCCAAUUCUCUCCAAACGGAAAAUGGCUCUGCAUAAUCCGACCUGACAGCCAAAUCCUCCUUCUUCGCCUCCUCACCUCAGGCACCUCCUCCGCGUCAUCACCCACCUUCCACCCUAAACCUACCAAACUUACUCGUCUCGACCGGAAAACAGAGAAACACAUCCUCCUGGGCGGCCUCGGCACCUACGACAGAACAAUAGCGCAACUUGCUUUCUCAGCAGACAGCAGGAUCCUGGCGGUGAGUGACAUAUCAGGGCACAUCGAUACGUUCGUCCUCACCGGGCAGGAGGACCUUUCUCAAGCCCUCCCUAGCAACCUCUCGGAAGCCGCGUCACCUUCGUCCUCUCCCUCCUCCUCUUGCGAGUCAGAAUCCGACUCAGACGACCCAGACGAAGGGAAUGCCAAGAAGCAGACGAUAUGCGGCCAAACAUGGAGACGCAACCCAUCCGCCGCCCUCAUCCCAAAGCUACCCUCCGCACCUGUUGUGCUCUCAUUCCGUCCCUCCGCCACCAGCUCUAAACUCCCGAACGGCACAGUGGCAUUACACUCUACGAGAAACAAUCCAAACCCUAUCUCCCACUCCUUACCAGGCGGUGAAGCUAGGCUCUUAGUCAUAACCUCUACCUCUCAAAUCUACGAGUUCGAGGUCCUGAAAGGAAGCUUGUCUGAUUGGUCGAGGAGAAACCCUACCUCUGUGUUCCCGGAGGAGUUUAAGAGGACGCUAGAAACUGUCCGGGGAUGCAUUUGGGAUUUAAGUCUUGGACGAGAGAGGGUGUGGUUAUAUUCAGUGGGGUGGAUAUGGAUGUUUGAUCUCUCGCGGGACUUGCCUUCCUCUUCCUCUCAGAACGGAGGAGAGAGAGGGGUGGUGGUAAAUGGCAGUAAGAAGCGAAAGAGAAAUGGCAAUGGCGGCGGAAGUGGGGGGAGAGAGCGGGCUUCUGGCGCGGGAGGCGCAAUCCCCGAUUCUCAACUUGGGAUGGGCAUUUCCCGGUCCAUGAAGCGUGUCAUUCACGAAGAAGUCGAGGAGGACUCCCAGCUCAUCCAGGGUUCUAUGGACGUCGACUCGGACACCAACACCCCUGACCUACCCGACUUGUCUUUAUUGAGGAGAGGAAGUAAAGAUGGCGGCAAGCGUGGAAAAGGAGGGGGCAGUAGCUAUGAACCCCGACCGCAUGAUUGGCACACCUUUAAAUAUCGCCCGAUUAUGGGUGUUGUUCUUAUCGGCGAAGGCGAAGAGGGACUGGGACCCGAGGUCGCGGUUGUGGAGCGGCCAGCUUGGGAGGCGGGGUUGCCUGGGAGGUGGGAGGGGGAGCAGGAAUGGAGGGAUAGAGAGGUGGGGUUGUGA